This is a messenger RNA of Erythranthe guttata (spotted monkey flower), 684 nucleotides long. Lineage: Eukaryota; Viridiplantae; Streptophyta; Magnoliopsida; Lamiales; Phrymaceae. The record is from RefSeq and is a predicted model, not a curated record.
UCUCACUUCAAUUAUCACACUAGAAAAACAAAAAAAUGGCAGAAGCACCAAUUACAAUUUCGUCUGCCCUCAUCUUCUUCUACGCUCUUAGUUUAGUUGCUUCCGCCGCCGCCGCCGCCGUGGCGGCCAACCCCGCCGCAAGUUUCAUCAGAUCAUCUUGCAGGGCCACCACAUACCCCGCCGUCUGCGUCCAGUCUCUGUCCCCACACGCCACCACAAUUCAAAAAAGCCCCGGACAACUAGUGACGACAGCUUUGACCGUCAGCGUUGACCGGGCCCGUUCCGCGAAGGUAUUCGUGGCGAAUCUGGCCAAGUUCCGCGGGCUGAAGCCGAGGGAGCGGGCCGCGCUCAAGGACUGCUUGGAGGAGGUGACGGACAGCGUGGACCGGCUGAGCAAGUCGAUCCAGGAGCUGAAGAAUAUGGGUCGGGCCAGAGGACCCGACUACGUUUGGCACAUGAGCAACUUGCAGACGUGGGUCAGCGCUGCGUUGACUGAUGACAGCACGUGCAUGGACGGGUUUGCGGGCCGGGUCAUGGAGGGGCGGGUCAAGACCUCUAUUCGGGCCCGUAUGACUAACGUGGCUCAGGUGACCAGUAAUGCGCUGGCACUUUGCAACAAGUUUGCCGGAAAGUACUGAUGACUCAUCAUAUCUUGUAAUAUAUAUAUAUAUAUAUAUAUAUAUA